Messenger RNA from Seriola aureovittata, 1885 nucleotides. RefSeq names its product zinc finger protein-like 1 (gene zfpl1). Lineage: Eukaryota; Metazoa; Chordata; Actinopteri; Carangiformes; Carangidae. The coding region runs from base 188 to 1177 and encodes 329 amino acids. Gene Ontology annotation, cellular component: Golgi apparatus. The transcript is spliced from 8 exons. The record is from RefSeq and is a predicted model, not a curated record.
AAGAAGCGGAAGAGACGUGGCACAUAAACAUAGAGAGGAAGGACUCAGCUAGCUGCAGUCAACUUUACUGAUGACAGCUUGUGGAGACGCCUUCAGUGGGACCCUGACGGGGAAGCUUAAAUGACAGACGGACAACACCUGACACCAACGGGACUUGAUUAAAGUCUGUGUGACAGCACAGGUGGAUAUGGGUCUCUGCAAGUGCCCGAAGAGAAAGGUGACCAAUUUAUUCUGCUUCGAACAUCGUGUCAAUGUGUGCGAGCAUUGCCUCGUCUCCAACCACAACAAGUGUAUCGUACAGUCGUAUCUGCAGUGGCUGCAGGACAGUGACUACAACCCCAACUGUACUCUGUGUAAUAUUCCCCUGACUGCUCAAGACACUGUCAGACUUGUCUGCUACGAUGUCUUCCACUGGGCCUGUCUUAAUAACCUGGCAUCUCGGCUCCCCCUCCACACGGCUCCAGCUGGAUACCAGUGUCCCACCUGUCAGGGUCCAGUGUUUCCCCCCUCCAAUCUGGCCAGCCCAAUUGCCGAUGUGCUGAAAGAACAGCUGUCAUCUGUUAACUGGGCUAGAGCUGGUUUAGGGCUGCCGUUGAUUGAAGAGCCCAUCGGGGUCCUCGAGGAGACCACAGCUAAUGAUGUCACUGAUUAUACUGACUGGUCAACAUUUGAUGCACAAGAACAAAGUAACAUUUACCCCAGCCAUUCUUACAACACCAGCCUCACCCCUCCACCAAACUCCAUCUCACCGCCAGCACAGGAAGACCUUGGAGGUCUUCGUAAAAAUGGGGAUCCAAAUAUGCAGGAGCACGCUGUGAUCAACUUCACUACUGCCACCACCAGUGACACAAUCACAAUACACUCAGCAUCUUCCCCAAGGAAACUCUACGACACACGGGACGUUGGUCACAGCUCCGUCACACAGAUCGACUUUGAUGACGACAAGUACCGGCGGCGACCAGCGUUGAGUUGGUUUGCUCGAAUUCUCAAGAACCGCACGGGUGGAAAACGGACUUCGCUGUCCUGGAAACAGCGGGUCUUCAUGCUUCUUCUGGUCGGAGUUCUUGGAUUCUUUACGUUGAUAAUCAUCAUGGCUAAACUUGGACGUGCCUCGGCUGGCUCAGACCCAAAUUUAGAUCCUCUUCUUAACCCCAACAUUCGUGUGGGGAAAAACUGAUAACAAGCAUUGAUUCCUUCUUUUCCUUCUGUAUUACACAACAUAGGCUUGUGUAGAACGAGCUGAAGUGGGACUUUCUAAUACUCGGUUAGCCCAAUAGAGAGAGCUUUGCCCAACUUGAAUGGAAAAGAGAAUGGAGGCAGUCCCUGGCUCCAUUCGUUUACAUCAGGCAUUAGAAAUAUGCCAGACACUGAAAAUAUCUCACAACAUUCAGGAGGUUUCCUGUGAUCCAAGCAGAGCAACCUGAAAACUCCAGUGGUGACCAAGGCCCGAAGCGUAGAGACAAAGGAUCCAGUUCAUGUUGCUUUGAAUAGCUAAUGACAAAUAUUUAUAUUUCCAAUUCCAGCUAACACUUGUCAGUGAUCUUUUUAAGUUAAUUUUUUUUAAGUUCAGUAGAAACUAAAUAUACACUGUUGAUGUUGAAAGAACAUCUUUUGCUGGUAGAAUGUCAGAAUGUAUAUGAUCAGCAAGGAAACGCUCAGUAACACUUACACAGUCAGAACCUGAUUCCACAAGCUGAUUUGAACUGAGCGGCCAGAGGUGGCCUUCACAACUGGAAUCAAAUACCCCACACAUGAUUAAUACAUAACUAUUUAUGGGUGUGCAUUAUUUCUGAAAUUGAGUGCAUUGCUUUUAGAUUUGCCAUAUAUACUGUAUGUACAUUUCCCUGAUGUUUUUGACUGUCUAUUAAAUGGGAAUACUACAGAA